Messenger RNA from Nannizzia gypsea CBS 118893, 1584 nucleotides. Its product is annotated as beclin-1. The record is from RefSeq and is a predicted model, not a curated record. Gene Ontology annotation, cellular component: phosphatidylinositol 3-kinase complex, class III, type I; phagophore assembly site; phosphatidylinositol 3-kinase complex, class III, type II. Gene Ontology annotation, biological process: late endosome to vacuole transport; autophagosome assembly; cellular response to nitrogen starvation. The coding region runs from base 1 to 1584 and encodes 527 amino acids. The transcript is spliced from 2 exons. NCBI's taxonomy places the organism in Eukaryota, Fungi, Ascomycota, Eurotiomycetes, Onygenales, Arthrodermataceae.
AUGUAUUGCCAGAAAUGUCGCACGCCUCUCAAGCUGGAUAGCUCUCUUGAAGAGCUCAACCCGGCAGCAUAUGAUCUUCUAGUAGGCCCAGCGGGGAAGUCUACCCUAAAGCCAGCUGGCCUGGCUCGCUCGCGAUCCUCUUACCCUCCCGAGCGCAAAGAACGAUACGAUCAGGCAUCGCAGCGGACAUCCUCCGCAGUUUACAGAAAGGAGAUCCCGGCCUCACGACAUGGACGAGGUACCCCCGAGGCUAGAACGCUGGAUCCAGCUCCUGGGAUGUCCUUUAUAAUGCUGAAUGAGUCGGUACACGCCUCACCUUACCAGUCAAACAGCCCCGGCCAGCAGCAGAGGGGGAGGCACAAGGGCCAGGAGACCUCGGGUGGUCAACCACAGAGCCAUGAAAUAUUAUUUGCGGAUCAGGUUGAGCGGACAGCACGGAUUUUCGAAAUAGUGUCUGCUCGGUCAGAUAUUGACCAUCCGAUAUGUGCGGAUUGUACCGAUAUGCUCGUUGACGGCUUACAGAGCCAACUUGCAACAGCCACGAAAGAGCGGGAUGCGUACAUCUCGUUUCUCAAAAGUUUAAACACCUCUAUUCCAUCAGCAGACGAGAUGGAGGCUGUGAAGGAAACGCUAGAGGCAACUCUCAAGGCAGAAGCCGAAGCGUUUGACCAGCUACUUGAGUUGGAAAACCAAAAGAGGGCAGUGGAUAAAGAGAUCGCCGAGUUGGAGGAAGAGUCAAGACAGCUGGACUUGGAAGAGCAGAAGUUUUGGCAUGACCGCAACGCCUUUGCCUUGAGACUCUCUGAAUUUCAAAAUGAGCGGGAUGCUUUGAAUGUGAAGUACGAUCACGACUCUCGACAGCUUGAGCGUCUACAACGGACUAACCUGUUCAACGACGCAUUUUGUAUUAGCCAUGACGGCUAUUUUGGUACUAUUAAUGGCCUACGGCUUGGACGACUUGCCAGUCAACCCGUCGAAUGGUCGGAGACAAACGCUGCCUGGGGCCAAACUGUGCUGCUUCUUGCCACCAUUGCCGAACGAAUAGGGUUUCAGUUCCAAGGUUACAAGCUACGUCCCAUGGGCUCGACAUCCCGGAUCGACAAGAUCGAAUACCCGCAACCGAACCAGUCUCAAUCCCAGUCUACAAAUCGGCAAGAUGGAGCAAACGGUGUGCAAAACAAGAUACAACCCAAAAUCACUCCCCUUGAUCUCUUUUCUUCUGGUGAAUUGCCGCUGAAUCUACCGUGGUUGCAUCGCCGAUUUGAUGCCGGCAUGGUUGCCUUCCUCGAAUGCCUUCGACAACUGGGUAGUCAGGUCGAAAAGACACCAAUUUCCAUACCUACUCCCGCAGAGCCGUCGUCUUCUAGGCCGGGAAACACACAAAGACGCCAAAAUUCGACCCAAACCACGGGCCUUAAGUUGCCGUAUGAAAUUAAGCGUGAUAAGAUUGGCGAUGCAAGUAUCAGGCUUGGUUUUAACCAGAGUGAUGAGACAUGGACGCGCGCUUGCAAGUAUACGCUUACAUGCUGUAAAUUCUUGCUAGCCCAUGCAAGCAAUGCUGGAUCUAGCAAAUCGAACACCUGA